Messenger RNA from Scomber japonicus (chub mackerel), 355 nucleotides. Its product is annotated as ribonuclease inhibitor-like. Gene Ontology annotation, molecular function: protein binding. NCBI's taxonomy places the organism in Eukaryota, Metazoa, Chordata, Actinopteri, Scombriformes, Scombridae. The record is from RefSeq and is a predicted model, not a curated record. The transcript has 3 exons. The coding region runs from base 74 to 355 and encodes 93 amino acids.
UGGACUCUCAGAGACUCACUGUGAAGUUUUGGCCUCAGCUCUGAAGUCCAACCCUCAUCUGACACAUCUGGACAUGAGCUACAACAAACUGUCUGAUUCAUCAGUGAAGCGUCUGUCUGCUGGACUGGAGAGUCCAAACUGUAGACUGAAGACUCUGAGAUUGAUGUACUGCAGUUUGUCAAAGAUCAGCUGUGAUUAUCUGGCCUCAGCUCUGAAGUGCAACCCCUCCCAUCUGAGAGAGCUGGAUCUGAGAGACAACAACCUGAAGGAAUCAGAUGUGAAGCAGCUGAUUGAUCUUCAGCAGAGUCCAGACUGCAGACUGGAGACUCUGGAAUGGAAGGAUUGGUGGAAGUGA